CUGAAAACAGGUGUCUCCAACCCUGGCAGUCUUGGGGAGCAGAAUGUGGCACUUAAAUGAAGUUGUCCCCAGCCACACAGCAGGCAGGAGGUGUCACCAAAACCAGGGUGUCCCCAGCAGCUGUGGCACUGGCAGGAAGGAGCCAGGCUGUGGGAAGCACUGGGUGUGCAGCGUCAAGUGGCUGGGACCCAAUUCCCAGCCUGUGUUUAACAGGUCCCUUGUAAAAGUGCAGUUAUUACACAGCUCCUGAUGAUUAUAGAGCUGUAAAGAGAACUGGGCUCCGUGUUCCACAGGUGUGGACGCCAACCUCGGGCUCUUCAGCAGUGGGGUUUCACUGUAGGAAGUGACAGAACACCAUAAAAAUGUACUUAGUGCAGCAAAAACUGUGAGUGAAAAAUGCAAGCUGCCCACCCUGAAGGCUGCAGGGGAAUUUUGGAUUCUUCUGCCGAAUCCUUCUGAUCCUGGGCUGCAGCCAGAAGAAAUCUGGACCAUCCUAUGGAAAAGAGUGUUGGGAGUGCACAGGGAGCAGAGGCCUGAGGGGCGGGGGUUUCCCUGUGCAGUGAUGCCCGGGAUGGGGGCGUUGCGGUGCGCGCUGGCCGCAGCCGUUCUCCCGCUCCUCAUCCUCUCAGGACUUUGGGCUUCCGCUGAGAACAUCAACUUCUACAACAUCAGGCCUCCGCUAGACCCCACACCAUUCCCAAACAGUUUCAAGUGCUUUACCUGUGACAACGCGGUGGACAACUACAACUGCAACAGAUGGGCUGAAGACAGGUGGUGUCCUGAAAGCACGCGCUACUGCCUGACCGCCCACCUGUUCACCGCGCGCGGGGAGAGCACCUCGGUCACCAAGAGAUGUGCCACGGGCGAGGAGUGUCACCUGGUGGGGUGCCACCGCCGCGGGGACAGCGGCCACACGGAGUGUGUUUCCUGCUGUGAAGGCAUGAUCUGCAACGUGGAGAUCCCCACCAACGCCACCAACGCCGUGUUCGCCGUGCUGCAGGCGCGCAGGACGGCCGCGGGCAGCCGCGCCCUGCCCAGCCUGGUGGCACUGGUGACACUGGUGACACUGGUGACACUGGUGACCAUGGCACUGUCCUGACACAGCACCCCCAGACAGAGCUGCUGGGACAGUCCCCGGGCCAGGAACCUGCAGGAUCUCCAAGGAGAAGUCGCUGAUGUUCCCUGAUCCCAGCAGAUUUAAGGAGAGGCACAUUUGGAUGCUGUCGUGGGAAUCCUUCCCCGUCAGCAUUGAGAAUAAACCCCACAAAACACCCCAGUGAGUGGGGCAGUGGGGAGGACUCAAUUUUAAUUCCCUAUUUUCUGAGGAAAAUGCACAUUGUUUUGGUUUUUGGGACAGAACUGUGACAAUCAAUCAAAAGGAGCUUUGGGUGGAGGAUGUGGAAAGGCAGGAACUGGAUUUAAAACUAUGUGCAUAAACAACUCAGAGUUUCUUAUCAGGGUGUGUUUGAGCUUAUCUUGAUUUCACAGAGAGCACCUCUGGUUUUCAUACAGAACAAAUAUGAGGUUGGUAUUUUUUCUGCUCUUAUUUCUCCUGGCAAUAAUACAAAAUUAAUUCUUUUCUUUCUGUAAAAUGCCUCAUCCUCCUCCUGUUUUAAAGCUGUGGGAAAUGUAGAAUUCCUAAAAAAUCCUGUUGGACCACCCAGAGCAGAAUUCCUGAUCUUGCAAAGCAAAGGGAUUAUUUCCUUCCAAUUGAGUGUCCCCCCCAGAAUAUCACAAAAAUAUUAUUUUUAUCAUAUUGGGAUAUCACAUUUCAAAAUCACAGCUAUGCUCCAGCAGCUUCAUUAUCCUAAAAAUUCCAAGUAGGCUCUUGGAAUAAAUAAGGAGGGAACUCUGCUGUGUUCUCUUGUGAUUUGCACAGGUUUAUCCCAGGAAUUGUCCUGAUAGAUGUUUUCAGGAAGGAUGAAUCACUUAAACUGACUCAAAAAAGAGAUUUGGAGCUGCUCCCUGAAAAAUUCGAGUAGUUACAAAUUUGGCUUCUUUUACAUCAAUAUUGCCUUAAUUAUUUGCUGUUUUGUGUCACCAAUUAUAUUUAAAGAUUUUGAUAUAUUUCCAGGCUUGUUGACAUUCCGGAAUUUCCUCCACAAUAUUCUUAGAAUGCAGAAAGGUGUCUGAAUUCAGUCUGUGGCUCCUGGACGGGCGAUUGUGCAGCUACAAAAUUUGGAUGGAAAAGUAUUUUCCUUGCCAAAGGAAAACGGUUCUGGAUGUCUGAGUCAGGGUUUUCCAGGAUCUGGAUUCUCUCUUUCCAUAUCUGGAUUCUGUGCCAUCCAACAGGGCUGGAAUUCUGCUCUGGAGCUUUGCUGGGAGAGCUGGGAAUGUUCCCCUGGAGAAGGGAAGGCUCCAGGAAGAGCUCAGAGCCCCUGGCAGGGCCUGGAGGGGCUCCAGGAGAGCUGGAGAGGGACUGGGGACAAGGCCUGGAGG
Motacilla alba alba is the source of this 2439-nucleotide messenger RNA. It is a transcript of the gene LYPD6B, whose product is annotated as LY6/PLAUR domain containing 6B. Gene Ontology annotation, molecular function: acetylcholine receptor regulator activity. Bases 563 to 1099 code for a protein of 178 amino acids. The record is from RefSeq and is a predicted model, not a curated record. The transcript is spliced from 6 exons. NCBI's taxonomy places the organism in Eukaryota, Metazoa, Chordata, Aves, Passeriformes, Motacillidae.